This is a messenger RNA of Pseudomassariella vexata, 957 nucleotides long. Its product is annotated as NifU-like protein. The transcript is spliced from 2 exons. Gene Ontology annotation, molecular function: iron-sulfur cluster binding; iron ion binding. Gene Ontology annotation, cellular component: mitochondrion. Gene Ontology annotation, biological process: iron-sulfur cluster assembly. NCBI's taxonomy places the organism in Eukaryota, Fungi, Ascomycota, Sordariomycetes, Amphisphaeriales, Pseudomassariaceae. The record is from RefSeq and is a predicted model, not a curated record. Bases 1 to 957 code for a protein of 318 amino acids.
AUGCCAUCCUCAGCACGAAUCCUCCGGCCCGCCAGCACCUUGCUGGGAACGGCCUCGAGGCAAGCACCACCAUCGACGACUUGUCGCCGAAUAUACCAAGCCGCGCGCAAAGCCCACACGAGCGCACGAUCCCUAGGUGCCUCCUCCAUAUCCCGGCCGAUUCUGCCGAUAGCAUUGAGGACAGCAGGUUUUGCACCCCCCGGCGCAAGAAGCAUAUUCAUCCAAACAGAGAAUACCCCCAACGCCGAUGCGCUCAAGUUCCUCCCCAACCACCGGGUCCUACCCCCCGAGGUUACCGCGUCCUUUAUCGAGUACAUGAACCCACGAAGCACCAUCGCGCCGCCAUACCCCUCUCCGCUCGCCGCGCAGCUCAUGAACAUUGAGGGCGUUACGUCUAUUUUCUAUGGCGCCGACUUCAUCACGGUCACCAAAGAUGCCGAUGCGAACUGGGCGCACAUCCGACCCGAGGUCUUCAGCCAUAUCACCGAGGCCAUUUCGUCGGGGCAGCAGCUCGUGACGGUCAGCCAGAAAGAAGGAGGCGAGGCGGGCCAGGUGGUCGAUCAGGAGGAGGACAGUUUGAGCUAUAAUGAGAAUGAUAGCGAGGUUGUGGGUAUGAUCAAGGAGCUGCUCGAGACGCGGAUACGGCCUGCGAUUCAGGAGGAUGGUGGGGAUAUAGAUUUUCGUGGCUUCGAUGAGGAGACGGGGUAUGUGAGCUUGAAGCUGCGUGGGGCGUGCAGGACUUGUGAUUCGAGUACUGUGACGCUGAAGAACGGCAUUGAGGGCAUGUUGAUGCACUACAUCGAGGAGGUCAAGGGCGUACACCAAGUUACAGACCCUGAAGAGGAAAUCGCCGUGGCCGAGUUCGAGAAGUUCGAGCAGAAAUUACGAGCACAAAAGGGACCCGAUGCAGCGCCGUCUGCGUUUGGAAAGGGUGGACUCGACUCUGUUCCUGGCUGA